Molecule: messenger RNA, 4427 nt
Organism: Porites evermanni
Lineage: Eukaryota; Metazoa; Cnidaria; Anthozoa; Scleractinia; Poritidae
Source: the annotation of a GenBank genome assembly
AUGUCAUCAAUUCGAUGUUCUUUCUGGAGUAAUGAUGAUCUCUGUGGUGCUCGCGAUAAUUCAAAGUUGUGUGAGCCAGCCGUCAGUCUGCCUUUAGCAUCUCUAGACCGCGAUGUAACUCACCUUUUGAUUAAAGUUGGUGCUGGAGGCACCAAAACUUCAGCCUCGCACAGACUUCAACAUUUUCCUGAGUACAAACUAAUACUGAAUCAAGCUGGAAGGUGUGGUGUCGUGAAUGCGGAAAUCAAGAAGAUGACGAUUUGUCCGCGUCACCGCCGUAAAUUCACACGUUUACGAGAACUAACUGGACAAUGUCAACACCCUCUUCAUAAAGGUGAAAUUUCCAAAUUGAAAAAACCCAAGAAGGUGACAGCAGACAUUUCAGAGAGAAUAUACCAACAAACGAGGAUCGUGAUACCAAUCGCUGCCCGUAAGUAAUGCUGAACGUUUCUUGUUUGUCCUGAGUUAUUUUGGGAUAGCCUUGUAAUGAACAAAGUCAAAUUCUAUUUUCAAGAAUUCAAAUACCAUGGACCAUGGAAUAAACCUAAAAUCUGAUACAGUGCUCGUUUUUCUUUUCUUUCCAAAGCCAUUUGCAAGACCUGCUUUGACGAAAAGAUUCCAGAACUUCAUUUAACACCCGAAAGUGUAACUUCCAAAGAUCUAGAGGUAAUGUAAAUAUUGUAAUCGCACGUGUUCAAUCUCAAACAUACUGCAGUUGUCUUUCAGGGUGAAAAUAUCCUCAGCGCUGUUGUCCUUAACCUCAAAUACAGAUGAGUCAAAUUAACCGAGACUUUUCUUUACUCAAAUAAAAUAUUCCAGCGAUGAAAGGGGUGUGAAGCGCAAUACAACUCAUGACCCAAUGUCAACAAUUGCUAUUGCGUGACUAUUUGCUGGCAUUAGUAGUCUUCACAGUAAAGCCGAAGUAAGCUUAGAAAUAUUUUUCGAGACAAGUGAAUUUUAAAUACUUCAAGUAAAAUAAAGCUUGACACACAACCGAUUCUUUUUUACCUCAGGUUAACUUAAGGUUAUUUUCUCACGCAACGUAAUUAAGAUUGAUUGACAUGCUUUGCCUUUCCCAAAGCUCUCAAGUCCCUUGAGACUUUUGUUGAAUCGUUUCAACUUUCCGUCCUUAAUGAGAUGCAAAAUAAAAUUACUUGAGAUUUUACUUAGGCUUUCACACUCGCAUUUUGGGUUAAAUAAAACUUAGCAGCUCUUAAGAUAGACUGCGUAGCAGGCGCCGGUGAUUUUAGAGCGAAGGAAGAAAAUCUCGUGGACGCGCGUGUUCCCGCGGCCUGUCCAAGAAAAAACAGAAAAGAGAAGCCGACUCAUGCUAUGCAGGCUACAUCUCCGAAGUCUUACAUGACAACCUCGUGUAAAGACAACCACUGACAGAAAACCAGGUGCUUUUGUUUUGGGUCCUAGAUUUAAAAUUCCAAAUCGAACAUUGUAACGUUUUUAUCCUCUCUCAUCAGCUCUCACCUUUACAAUCAAUAUUUUAUUCUCAGGGCAGACAAGUUUUGUGUAGUGGAGGAGAGGAUCAGGAGGUGGAAGUAGUACUGAAAAACGUUGAUCAAGACAAAUCACUUAUGUCAGGUACCCACUGUCCGUCACUCUUAGAUUUUUCUCUGGAUUCAACUUUGGAAACAAGCUUUGAAUGUAGCCUUUACAUUGACGAAGCAGAAGAGUUGAAAAGAAAACGAUGCUUGCUAAGUGAUGCAAUUGUCCAAAUUUCUGAAGGUAGGGUAAGUCCAAUUCAAAGUACAUCGAGGUUACCAUGGCCUGAACUUGGUGAGCGGCAACAGGGUUAUUACGUGCGUAAGGCUAGAGAGGUUAUUGAAACAGCUUUCAACUGUCUCGCUCCUGGAAGUGAAGCCGAUUUGUGGUUUGCUACAGUGAAGUCCAUGCCGUUUUCUCAAUCAAAGCCUGACGACAUCGCAGAAAGGCUAGUGGAGGCUUACAAGUUAGCUGAUAACAGACACACCCGAAUGCAAAUACUAUCAUUGUUUGUAAAUGCAUUUAGCAAAAGCCAACUAAUGGAGAUUAUCCCAGGUAUUUCUAAACGACAAAUCGAUGAUGCCCGCAGACACGCCGACUUGAGAGGACCAGGAAAACCAAGCAAUGCUCCAGAAAUUAUUAGAGUGCGCCUUGAUGCAACGAAAACUGAUCACUUUCUAGAUUUUAUUUCUUCAUCUUCCCUUUUGCAAGAUGUAUCAUAUGGUACAAAGUCGUUGAAGUUGGAUAGCGGAGAGAAGCUUCUUAUACCAGCGGCAAUACGAACUUUGAUUCCAUCCCGAAUCAUCAAGCAAUACCAAAGCUACUGCGAGAGCGUAGCUUUUGAGCCAUACAGUGAACGUACACUCUUCCGGAUAUUGGAGGCAUGCUCUGCUUCAAAGCAGGUCUCGUUACAAGGACUUGAUUACAUCGCCACAGAAGGUGCGGAGGCUUUCGAUCAGUUGAAAUCCAUUGUAAACGUGCUGCAAGAUAACGGGGUCGAUGUCACCUGGGCAAAUUCUAUCAAACAGGAUCUAAAGGCUGGUAAGAGAUACCUCAAGACGGAUUACAAAACUCACACGGGCAGCAAAGAGAGAUGUAAAGAUCACUGUACCACGUUUUCGCUCAGUGAUCCGAAUAAUAGUGACUACUCUAGUUCAUGCAACCAUGAGCAUGAACUAUCCUGUCAUGAAUGUGCACGGCUUACUUGUUUAGUUGAAAAAAUCGAUGAGAAGUUAAAUGACAAGAACGUUUCCUUGACAGGAGAACAAAGGGCUAGAUCUCAGUAUGACCAUAAACAGGCCACAAAUUCCAUCCUCUUAUGGAAGGCGCAUUUGCUUCGCACAGUAGUCCAGGAAAAGGCUAAGCAAGACGUCCUAACUAACCUUAAUAAAGAAAGCACCCUUUUGAUCAUGGACUGGGCAAUGAAAUUUCUGCCAAUGAAGUUCCGCGAAAGGAUGGACGACUUCUAUGGUAAGCGUGGGAGAAGCUGGCAUGUGACCUGUUCGAUUAAGAGAGCUAGCAAAGAUGAGGACAGAGUUGAGGUGGACACAUUUGUUCACAUCUUUGACUCCUGUACCCAGGAUUGGUUCAGCGUUGCGUCAAUAGUCGAACACGUUCUUAGCGUAAUUAAGAUGGAAGACCCAUCCAUCACCAAAUUUUUCCUACGUUCUGAUAACGCCGGUUGUUAUCACAACACUGAGCUUCUCUUGAGUCUCAAAGCCAUGGGCGAAAGACAUGGAGUGGAGUUUAAGCGCUAUGAUUUCUCUGAUCCGCAAUCGGGCAAAGACGUUUGCGACCGUAGAAUUGCCUCGAUGAAAACCCACAUGCGACGGUGGGUAAAUGAGGGCCAUGACAUCACUACUGCGGAAGAAAUGAAAAUUGCACUUGAAUCUCAUGAAGGCGUUAGGGGAUGUCGUUUUGCAGUCGUUGUAAUUGAUAAAUCGACCCAAAAUUCACAGGUGAAAAAGAUCCCAGGUAUCAGUUACCUGAACAAUUUUAUGUUCUUUGAUGAUGGUAUUCGGGCAUGGAAAGCAUAUCAGAUUGGGGAAGGUCAUUUUUAUCCGUAUUCUUCCCCUACAACCAAUGCUCAAGGAGCUACAGCAAUAAAAGUUCUUAAUCCGUUUUCGUCACCAUCUAAUUGCUCUGGGGCUUCAGUGGCUGGACAUUCCUCCAUUUCGCCCGGCCUGUUCUCUUGUGAGGAAGAAGGAUGUGUUAAGAUGUUUUCUACCUACAAAGAACUUCAGUAUCAUUUAGAUGCGGAACGCCAUCUCUUCGUGGAGGAGCAAGACACUGCGUACGAUGUCAUCAAGAAAAAGUGGGCCAGCAUCUUAUCAAACGUAAGCUUACAGAAACAGCGCACUUUUCCAUCAAUGCAGGCUGGUAAUGAAGGCGUUUUGGAUUGCCAAGAAGCAGUUGAGGGAUGGGCGCUUAAGACCGUCCAAAAGUCAAGCCGGAUGUCUGAAGACGUUAGAAACUACUUAAUCCAAAGGUUCAAUGAUGGAGCAAAGACAGGCAACAAAGCAGAUCCAAAACAGGUUGAACAUGAAAUGAAACAUGUAAGAAACACGACUGGUGGCUUAUUAUUCCAACCUUUUGAGUGGCGUACCUCAAAGCAGAUUGCAAGUUUUUUCUCAAAUCUCUCAAAGUCUCAGCGUGCAAAGAACAUUGAUGAAGGAAACCAUGGUAUUGAAACUGAGGAUGAGGAGACAAACAUCCAGGACAAAAACUUACAACUGUUGCAGCUUGUCAUAGAAAGUCAGGUACAGGCAGAUCACCCAAUUUUGUUCCAGGGGCAUAAUUUAUGUCAUCUAGCUACAGAGGGAAAGAUCAAAACCCUUCGACUAGAUACACUGAAAAAGGCAUGUUUGUCGCUGGACGUAGAAGUUACUGGAUCCAAAGCAAGGAAGGACACUUUUGCUCUUGCACUAGACAAG